GGUGCAUUGCGCCAUUCAGUUCUCUGCAAGAAUCGAUUGUGUACUCACGAAAAUGAGAAAAUGUAUUUUAAAUUAUGUUUUAUUACACCAUAUUUUAAUUUUUUUCUAAGUAAUUUUUUAAACUAAUUAUUUUGAAUGUAUUGUUUUUAAGACCAAAUUAAUAGAAAUUCCGUUGUUUUAUGACACUGUAUUUCGAGACAAUUUUGGCAAGUUAUUUAAAGCUUCGCGACAUAUUCUCGUAGAGAGAGAGAUAUAUAUUCGCCACUCCUAGUUUUAAAUAACCGUUACGUGAACCCGUACUCAAUGCGAAUGCCUCGUGCGCGAAGUAUUUAUGAAAGCCGAGAUAAUAGUUGAAAUAGUAAUCGGUGUGAUUUGGUGAUUAUCCUAUGAUAAUGCCUGGAUCAAUAGACUUGAUAGUGUCUACAGUAUAUAUCGGAGUUACGAUUUGGAUAGCGUAUUGGCUAAGACUCUAUGCACUAUUUUAUCUUGAUUCUUAUCCCCUUACAAGAAUUUUGGUCCUUGAAUUCAUUGCUACGGCAGAACUUUGCGGAGCAUGUUUCGAACUCAUUAUAAUUGCGGAUAAUUGGGGAGUAUGGAUGUAUGCGUUUUAUUUAUUUCUACUAACAAUCUGGUGGUCGACAAACUGGGAUGAAGCUUCGGCAUGUCCUUAUACACAUAUGGAGGAUAUAGUAAUCCGUAAAAAACCCCUGACCGUCGCAUUUCUAUCGAUAUGCGCAGAAUUGGCCGGCGGUUUUAUUAUAUUUAGGUACAUCCAAAUGUUGUGGGCGUUACAAUUCGCUUCGACGCACAAGAAUAGAGCUUACGGCGAUUGCACUACAGAUUUACAGGUAUCCGUUAUAACUGGAGCACUUGUGGAAUGCAUUGCAACGUGUGUAUGCAGAGUAGUAUCUCGCAUAUUAGGUGACUUGAACCCAAGAUUCAGCACGAUCAUUGAUGCCUUCGUGGGGACAUCUUUGGUAGUAGCAGCUUUUAAUUACACCGGCGGUUACUUCAAUCCCGCAUUAGCGACUUCUUUAAAAUACGGCUGUCUGGGAACUUCGUCUCUGGAGCAUGUAAUGGUUUAUUGGAUUGGAACAUGCAUUGGAUCUAUUGCGUCCUUGCGCGUAUACCGUAUGCCGUUUAUACAAAAUUUUAUUCAACAACAGGAAAGUACAGCUACUUUGUAUUCUUAGAUAAAAUUUAGUAGGAUUUCAAAAAAUUAAAAUGUUUGUGGUUUAAAAUUAUCAGCAUCUAAUACUCUUUAAUAACGUACAAAAGUAUAACAACGUACAAAAUUGUGUGCCAAACGAUAGUUUUAUACAUUCCGAUUGUUAUGUAAAUAUAAUUGUAAAGCUGUGCAUGUUUCUGAUUACACUUUGGAGACAAAAAAUGUUUUAAAAUUGUUGAGACUAUUAAUAAAUAUUUUAAAUGUA
Molecule: messenger RNA, 1433 nt
Organism: Monomorium pharaonis (pharaoh ant)
Lineage: Eukaryota; Metazoa; Arthropoda; Insecta; Hymenoptera; Formicidae
Gene: AQP
Product: aquaporin-11
Exons: 5
Coding region: 387-1193 (268 amino acids)
Cellular component (GO): cytoplasm
Molecular function (GO): channel activity
Source: RefSeq, a predicted model, not a curated record